AGCACUACUGCCUCGUUUAUAAACCUUAAGAGGCUACUCUCGCCUCUCAUUCUCUCUCUCGCUCUACAAAACACCCUCUCUCUCCUCCUGAGUUCGGCCAGCGAGAGAGCUUCCUGAGUCUUCGAUUCUUCUUCAUCUGCGAAAGGUUUUCUAACAAAGUGAAGAAUGGGUAAGGAGAAGGUUCACAUAAACAUUGUGGUCAUUGGCCACGUUGACUCUGGCAAGUCAACCACCACUGGGCAUUUGAUCUAUAAGCUUGGAGGUAUUGACAAGCGUGUCAUUGAGAGAUUCGAGAAGGAGGCUGCUGAGAUGAACAAGAGGUCAUUCAAGUAUGCCUGGGUGUUGGACAAGCUGAAGGCCGAGCGUGAACGUGGUAUCACUAUUGAUAUUGCCUUGUGGAAGUUUGAAACCACAAAGUACUAUUGCACAGUUAUUGAUGCUCCUGGACAUCGUGAUUUCAUCAAGAACAUGAUCACUGGUACUUCCCAGGCUGACUGUGCCGUCCUCAUCAUUGAUUCCACCACUGGUGGUUUUGAAGCUGGUAUUUCCAAGGAUGGUCAGACCCGUGAGCAUGCUUUGCUUGCCUUCACUCUUGGUGUCAAGCAAAUGAUUUGCUGCUGCAACAAGAUGGAUGCCACUACCCCAAAAUACUCGAAGGCAAGGUAUGAAGAAAUUGUGAAGGAAGUCUCAUCCUAUCUGAAGAAGGUUGGAUACAACCCUGACAAAAUCCCAUUUGUUCCCAUCUCUGGUUUUGAGGGAGACAACAUGAUUGAGAGGUCUACAAACCUUGACUGGUACAAGGGCCCAACUCUUCUUGACGCUCUUGACAUGAUCUCGGAGCCCAAGAGGCCCACAGACAAGCCCCUCCGUCUACCACUUCAAGACGUCUACAAGAUUGGUGGUAUUGGAACUGUCCCAGUGGGACGUGUUGAGACUGGUGUUCUCAAGCCUGGUAUGGUUGUUACCUUUGGACCAACCGGCCUGACCACUGAAGUCAAGUCAGUGGAGAUGCACCAUGAAUCUCUCCAGGAAGCCCUGCCCGGUGACAAUGUCGGGUUCAAUGUGAAGAACGUUGCUGUCAAGGAUCUCAAGCGUGGAUAUGUUGCUUCCAACUCCAAGGAUGAUCCUGCCAAGGGAGCUGCCAGCUUCACCUCUCAGGUUAUUAUCAUGAACCACCCUGGCCAGAUUGGAAAUGGUUAUGCUCCAGUUCUUGACUGCCACACCUCCCACAUUGCUGUCAAGUUUGCUGAACUCCUGACCAAGAUUGAUAGGCGAUCUGGCAGGGAGGUUGAGAAGGAACCCAAGUUUUUGAAAAAUGGUGAUGCAGGGAUGGUGAAGAUGAUGCCAACCAAACCCAUGGUGGUGGAGACUUUCUCCGAGUACCCACCCCUUGGUCGUUUUGCUGUGAGGGACAUGCGCCAAACUGUGGCUGUAGGAGUUAUCAAGAGUGUUGAUAAGAAGGAUCCCUCCGGUGCCAAGGUAACCAAGUCUGCUGCAAAGAAGAAAUGAUGUGGUGUUGAAGAGUUUCUCUCACUAGUUGAACAACUGGUCUAUUUUCCUUCCCCUCUAGUUAUUUUUGGACUUCGUUUUCUGCCAUUCUAGCAGUUUUGUUUAUUGUUCUGGAAGCUUCUGUCACUGCUCUUUUAGGCUCACUUGCGAGGACAGUCGAACCAUUGAUGGAAAAGAGGCAUUUGCCGUUUCUUAAUUUGGUUUUUAUUGCAAUGAGAUGAGUUGUAGUUGGUGUCAUUAAAACUUCAGUUUGUUGUGAACUCGCGCUUUUUACAAUUAUACUACUUUCUUCUCUGUUUGAGUUUA
Messenger RNA from Cornus florida, 1815 nucleotides. Its product is annotated as elongation factor 1-alpha-like. Gene Ontology annotation, biological process: translation; translational elongation. Gene Ontology annotation, molecular function: translation elongation factor activity; GTP binding; GTPase activity. NCBI's taxonomy places the organism in Eukaryota, Viridiplantae, Streptophyta, Magnoliopsida, Cornales, Cornaceae. The record is from RefSeq and is a predicted model, not a curated record. Bases 166 to 1509 code for a protein of 447 amino acids. The transcript is spliced from 3 exons.